Messenger RNA from Eimeria tenella, 4182 nucleotides. Its product is annotated as Heat repeat family protein, related, related. The coding region runs from base 1 to 4182 and encodes 1393 amino acids. Gene Ontology annotation, cellular component: nucleus. The record is from RefSeq and is a predicted model, not a curated record. The transcript has 14 exons. Gene Ontology annotation, biological process: regulation of transcription by RNA polymerase II. Gene Ontology annotation, molecular function: protein binding; transcription cis-regulatory region binding. Lineage: Eukaryota; Apicomplexa; Conoidasida; Eucoccidiorida; Eimeriidae.
AUGGGGGCUCUGCACUUGACCUUGGCUGCGCAGCGCGUUUUGGCUGCGGGUUUGCUGGUGGAGGUUUUGGCAGAAAGUGCUGCUGCAGCAGAACACUUCGAUUUGCUGCAGACGCUGCAGCAAAUAGCGCGCUUCGUGCCGCCGCAGGAGCCGCAGCAGCAGCCCGCAGCAAAGCCCAGCAGCAGCAGCAGCAGCAGCAGCAGCAAGAAGGGCUUCCUUGGCUCCCUCCUCUGGGGCCGCUCCCUCUCCCGCAUGGUGUGGGGGCCCCCCGAGGGGGGCCCCCGCGGGGACCUGGGGGGCCCCUGUGAUGACAGGGGCCCCCGGGGGGCCCUCUGUGCCCGCGGGGGAGAUAUUGCUGCAUGCGUUAUUCAGGCCAAUCCAGACAAGGGGUACUCUCGGGUGUGCAGCGAGUUGCUACCUUUUUUCGAAGGGCUGCUGCAUGCAGCAGCAGACAUGCAGACUGUGAAGGCAGCAGCUGACGCAAUUCUUUUGAUUGGCACACACUUGAGGCCCAGCGAACGGCUGACUUACUUGCUGCCCGUGGGGCUGCGGCUGAGCCAGUGUACAGACACCCUGCGCCUCCGGUGUCUGUCGCCAGUCUUUUUGCAUUUGCUGUCUUCUUUAUUUGCUGCUGACUUGCGGCGGCAUUUGCUGCUGCCGCAGCUGCUUUUUCUUGCCAGAGAAGACGCAGAGCCUUACGUCAGGGCCCUGGCGCUGCGGCACUUGGCCGCGAUGUCCCCUGGUCUGGGUGAGGAAGCUGUUCAAGGCCGGGUUUUGCCGCUGCUGCUGCGGGCUCAAUCUGUUGCUUCUGAGCUCGGCAAAGAGGAGCGAACUGCUGCUACUGCUUCCAUGUUUGACCUUGCAAAGUCUGUUUCUCCUGGAACGCGCCUGACGGCUUUGUUGCCUGCGCUUCUUCAGUUGCUGAAAGACCCAGAGCCCUGCGUGCGCUUGGCAGCAAAACAGCAGAUAUGCUUCUUCUUAACUUCCGUUGCACAGUUCUUGGAUCCUGCUGCUGCUGCUGCUGCUAUUCAGCAGCAGCAGCUGCAGCACGGCGAGCUGUACAUGGGUAGUCGGAAAGACAAGCAACAGAAGGUCCAAUACUCGCAGCAGCAGCGAGAGCAACAAGAGCAGAAAAACCAAAAUGAAGAAGACAUACCCAAACGAGAAGAUGAGCAGCCUCGAGAACAAGGCCAGCAGCAGCAGCAGCAGCAGCAACAGCAAGACGCAGCAGGACCGGAGGAACCAGCUUAUUCUGAAGGCAGCCGCAGCAACAGCAGCAGCAGCCUCACGCACUCUCACAGAAAUGCAGCUCAGGAGGUGCGUGGCGCAGCAGCAGAAGCAGCAGCAACAGGCACAACGCCCUCAGAAGCAACAGCAGCAGCAGCAGCAGCAGGCUCCCAGCCACCCGCAGGGGCUGCGGACGAAAGCUCAGAAGCAGCAGCAGCAGCAGCAGCGCAGCAAGCAGCACCUGAACUGGCACAACCCGCAAGAGAGUCUGCAAAAGCGCCAGCAGGGGCAGCGGCAGCAGCGGAGGAGUCCGCAGCAACAGCACCAGCAGAAGCAGCAGCAGCAGCAGCAGCGGCAGCUACAGCAGAUUUGCAUGCGCUGCUAAGGGAGUACAGAGCCCUGACAGAAUUUGGACCAACUGUAGAAGAGCUGGAUGGCCAAGCUUUAUUUCCUUUUGGAGAUGCUGCACAUGUCAUCUCAGACGAGGCCUUUUCUGUUGCUGCUGAAGUUGAACCCCCCGUUGGCUGCCACUGCACAGUCUGCCAAGUUGUGAAAAGACGGGGGGUCGUAAUGGCUGGGGAGGGGGCCCUCAUGGGAGGCCCCUUUACAGACAGUGCAGCGGCAGCAGCAGCAGCAGAAAUGGGGGCAGGCAUGCUGCUGCCGAUGUUCAUUCAGCAGCAGCAGCAGCAGCAGCAGCCGAACAGCAGCAGCAGCAAGAGGCCGCAGCAGCAGCAGCAAAAAUUGCCUGACGUUAUGAAUUUGUUGUUGCUGCAGCCGUGGGAGAAGCAGCAGCAAGAGAAGCAGCAGCAGCAGCAGAAGCAGCAAGGAGACAACGCGCACUGCAGCAACUGCGCUGAGGAGCGGCGGCUCCGCGAAGCUGAAUUCUCAGAUGCGGCGCGGCGGCUCCUGCACGACAGCAGCGCCAUCAGGCUUGCGGCGAUAAAGACGGCGGGGCUGUUGGCGCGGCCUCUUCCGACUUCUUCUCGGCGCGAGAUAGUCGGGUGUUUAUUAUCUGCAUGCGAAUCUUCGGGCCAUCAGUUUUCCAUUCGGCUUAUUGCUGCUCAGCAGCUGCCUCUUUUAUUCGAUUUGAAAGACCGCCAACUCCGCGAGCUUCUUCUCGCCCUUGCCUUCUCGCUGCUGGAAGACCCUGUGGCUUUGGUGCGGCGGACUGCUUGCCGCUGCAUCCCUUCGCUGAUAAAGUGCUGCUGCCCUUCUUUGCUGAACCUUCCGGAGCCGCUGCCGCCUGUUGAAGUCUUGAUGCAGCAGUACGCAGCAAGCAAGAGCAGCAGCAGUGCCAGCAGCAGCAGCAGCAGCAGCAGCAAUGGCACCAGCGGCGGAGUACCUUCUCCACAGUUAGUUUGUGCAGCCAAGGGCCUGCUUUUGACGGAGAAGGACAAGGAAGUGCAGCAGCAGCUCCGCUGCUGCUGCAUGCACGAUGACGCAGAGCUUUGCGUCUCUGAUGGCUUUGACUUGGAGGACCUCCAGGCCUGCUGCAGCAACAGCGACAGCAGGAGCAGCAGCGACACCAGCAGCAACGACAGCGGCUGCAGCCGGCAGCAGGAGCAGGCAGUCCUGCACUCCGAGGAUGAGCUAGGACUCCGGACAAGGGAGCAGCAGCAGCAGCAGCAGCAGCAGACGCAGCUGCUCGAAGACACACAGAAGCAGCAACUUCGGCGUAAGUUGCUGCAGCGCCACAAGCUCAGGCUGCAGGGUGUACGUACACUUGAAUGUGGUGCGUGUGCAACUGCUGUGUUUGCUGCAGCUGCUGUGCCCGCAGCUGCUAUUUCUUUGGAGCUGGCAGCAGCUGUUGAAGAAGCCCUUGAGCAGCAGAAGAUGCAAGAAGCAGCAGCAGCAGCAGCAGCAGCAACAACGGACUGCGCAGAGGGCGCAGCGGCAGAUGCCGCAUCAGCCGAGACAGCAGCAGCAGCGCGUGCUGCUGCCCCGGCUGCUGCUCCUGGCUUCGAAGGCGAAGUCCCGAAGCACAGAGCAGCAGCACCAGCAGCAGCAGCAGCAAACGGAGCAGCAACGGCAGAAGAUGCAGAAGCAGCAGACACAGACCCGAGAAGACCCGACCCUGCGCUGCUGCUGCCCCGCAACUUGAGGUGUACAGACACUGCAAGAGGGCGCCGCGUUGCUUCUUGUGAACCCCCAGGCGCUGCAGCAGCAGCAGCAGCUGCUGCUGCUGCAGGAACGAGAAGCCACAGUUCCUCUCCCGUCAGGUGCACGGACUUUGCUGCUGCUGCUGCUGCAGUUGCAGCAAGGCAAGCCCGGCUCAGCAGCGAGUGGCCGAGCAGCAGCAGCAACCGGAGCAGCAAGAGCAGCAAGGGCAGCAGCAGAAGCAGCAAAAGUAAAAGCGACAGAUUGUCACUUGCCGUUUGCUCAUUAGAAAACAAAAACAAAAGGACUUUGGACCCCCCCAGGGGGCCCCUCAAGGGGCCCCCCAGGGGCCCCCUCAAGGGGGGCCCCCAGCUGUCCCCUGGCAGCAGAACAGAGCCAUUUAGAGACAGGACAGAAGAUGCUUUGGAUUUGCUGCUGGGGCUGCCGAGGCCCGGGAGAGACAAGGAUGCAGCAGCAGCAGCAGCUGCUGCUGCUGCUGUUGCUGCCGAAGCCUCAGCAGCAGAGACCCUGGAGAUUGUGGAGCAAAGGGCGGGGCUCUUCUGGGACAGCGCCAUUCACCAGCAGCAGCAGCAGCAGCAGCAGCAGCAGCAGCAGCAGAUAGGAGAAGCAGAAGCAUCUUUCUGGACCCGCUCAAUCCCCACUUGUUCAGAGGAGGGCCCCACAGGCACUGGGGGCCCCCAAGGGGACUCUGUAGAUCCCCUGAGGGGCUUUCAAUAUUCUUUUGCGGCAGUGGCGCCGCCAGAGGGGCCCCCAGGGGCCCCCAAGAGGGAAUCUCACUCCGAUGGGGGCCCUCCAGGAGCGUCGUCUACAGACACUAAAGAUAUUGUCUUUUUAUAG